Messenger RNA from Symbiodinium sp. CCMP2592, 846 nucleotides. NCBI's taxonomy places the organism in Eukaryota, Dinophyceae, Suessiales, Symbiodiniaceae. The record is from the annotation of a GenBank genome assembly.
AUGGCAGAGGGUGGAGUCGGCAGGGGCAAAGGGGACACAUGCAUUGACGCAUCAGAAUCGAUCGAAGCACUGAGUCUACUUCGCUUGUUGGAUGUUCAGCACUUCCAGGCUUUGGUCAUCGAUACCGGCUGCGACACGGCCAACUUCUGCGACUUCCUCUGGAGCCUACCUGAGUUGGCAGAGAAGGAGUUUCAAGUUGUCAACACGCACAUCCACUACGACCACAUCAUGGGAAAUUAUGGCUUCUGUGCUCCCGGUGGACGCUCUUUACGAGGGGGCUGUCGAAGUAUUUGUCAAGGCUCCCGGAAUCGCCACUUCAGUCAAAACUGGCAGGAGACAUCGCUGCAGAGCAUGGUCGGUGCGGCGAUCUCAAACUUCUGCGUAACAGACUGGCUGGAUGAGGGUCAGAGAAUUUAUUUGGACGAUGAGAACCCGACGGAAGCAGAGUCAUUAGAGGUGCUCCACACGCCUGGACACACACCCGAUUCCAUCUCUUUGUACUACCCAGCCGAGAAUCGAAUAUUCACCGGGGAUCUAAUCUAUCCCGGAAACAUCUUCCUCUUCCUCCCUGGCAGCCGGCUCGAGGAGUUUGAGGAGAGCCUUUGCAAGCUGAAGGCUUUCCUGCUCGAGAAGCCUGCAGGCGUCCUCCUCAGCUGUGGCCACAUGACACCUGCCUUGAAGGCAGAGAAGUUGGAGGAACUCCAUACGCUCCUGGAAGCCAUGAGAAGUGGGGAGGCCCGCGGUCGCGCCGAGAGCUCCGCCCUUGCUCCCGAGCCAGUGACUUCCUUCCAGACGCCUUGCUUCACCCUGAUGUGUCGCACUGCCGACGUUCCGGCCAUGGCGUGA